Molecule: messenger RNA, 1951 nt
Organism: Heterocephalus glaber (naked mole-rat)
Lineage: Eukaryota; Metazoa; Chordata; Mammalia; Rodentia; Bathyergidae
Source: RefSeq, a predicted model, not a curated record
GCCCGCCCGCCCCCGCGCGGCCAGCCGUAGUUUACCACAGAAUCUCCGCCCGUGCUCCAGUAAGCGGUCCUCUCGGAGUCUCGUAGCCAGAGAACCUGGGAGGGGUUAUCUGUACCAGACGCCCGCCUGAAGGCACAGCCAUGGCCCCCGUGCUUAGCAAGGACGCGCCAGACAUCGAGAAUAUCCUGGCUUUAAAUCCUCGAACACAAGCUCAUGCAACUCUGCAUUCCACUUUGGCCAAGAAAUUAGACAAGAAACAUUGGAAAAGAAACCCUGAUAAGAACUGCUUUAAUUGUGAGAAGCUGGAAAAUAAUUUUGAUGACAUCAAGCACACGACUCUUGGUGAGCGAGGAGCUCUAAGAGAAGCAAUGAGGUGCCUGAAAUGUGCAGAUGCCCCCUGCCAGAAGAGCUGUCCAACUAAUCUAGAUAUUAAAUCAUUCAUCACAAGUAUUGCAAAUAAGAACUAUUAUGGAGCUGCUAGGAAGAUUUUUUCUGACAACCCACUUGGUCUUACUUGUGGAAUGGUGUGUCCAACUUCUGAUCUUUGUGUAGGAGGAUGUAAUUUAUAUGCCACUGAAGAAGGACCAAUUAAUAUUGGUGGACUGCAGCAGUUUGCCGCUGAGGUGUUUAAAAGAAUGAAUAUCCCACAGAUCAGAAAUCCUUCUAUGCCUCCCAAAGAAAAAAUGCCUGAAGCCUAUUCUGCAAAAAUUGCUCUCUUUGGUGCUGGGCCUGCCAGUAUAAGUUGUGCUUCUUUUUUGGCUCGAUUAGGCUACUCUGACAUCACUAUAUUUGAAAAACAAGAAUAUGUUGGUGGCUUAAGUACUUCUGAAAUCCCUCAGUUCCGGCUGCCAUAUGAUGUAGUGAAUUUUGAGAUUGAGCUUAUGAAGGACCUUGGCAUAAAGAUAAAUUGUGGUAACAGCCUUUCAGUGCAUGAAAUGACUCUCAGUACUUUGAAAGAAGAUGGUUACAAAGCUGCUUUCAUUGGAAUAGGUUUGCCAGAACCCAAAAGAGACCCUAUCUUCCAAGGCCUGACACAAGACCAGGGGUUUUACACAUCCAAAGACUUUUUGCCACUUGUAGCAAAAAGCAGUAAAGCAGGAAUGUGCGCCUGUCACUCUCCAUUGCCAUCGAUACGGGGAGCAGUGAUUGUACUCGGAGCUGGAGACACUGCCUUUGACUGUGCCACAUCCGCUCUACGUUGUGGAGCCCGCCGCGUGUCCAUCGUCUUCAGAAAAGGCUUUGUUAAUAUCAGAGCUGUCCCCGAAGAGAAGAAAACAGGAUGCUGAUUUGUAUGGAAUGUGUAUAUCGAAGCAUUUCAGAAUUGAAUUGAUGCUACCAAGACACCAGCACAUCGUGUGAGAUAUCCCAGCAGCAGUCAGCAACACUUGACUACAGCAAAACCUAAGACGAGGAGAACUAAGAGCUGGUCCUGUUUAAGAAAAUGUGAUGCAUCGUAAAUGAAUAAUGUUUAAAAAUAUUCUUUUCUUGUUGGAAGAGUUGUGUUUUGUGAUAACUGUGCAGAGGCAUUUUGAAGCCUCUGAAGUAUCCCCUCCCGUGCAUUUCUGAGUGCAGCUCAACAGUGCCAGAAUACAGUUAGUCAGGAAUCAGUAAGGAAUAAUUGUAUUUACACCAUUCAUAGCACAGCUCUCACUUGCAGAAAUGUUUCUUUAUGUUCAAAAUUCUUCAAUUUUAAAGAAUUUAAAGUGAAAGAGACCAUGAGUGAAACUGAUAAGUCCAUACCAGGUACUGAUUUCAUCAAAUUUUUUUUUUCCCAAUUAGAAGAACAGUUGCGCAUUUGGCUUGUAUAUUCCGUGGACUAAUAAGAUACCAAAAUUGUUAUGUAUUCUACUACUCACUGUAAAUAUGUAUACUAAAUAUUAUAAAAUAUUUUUAAAACUUUAGUAUUGUGAAAUAAAACUUAUAUGAAUUAAAGAAAGUACUUUGGUUCAAA